AUGCAAGAUCGUCUUGCCGGUAUCGAAUCUCUGCUACAAAAAUUGACGACAUCAAAUACGUCAGUCGGCGUGAAUCCGAACCCAACACACUCCGUACUGACCCGGGCAUCAGUCGGGAGCACACCGUCAGGGUCAAAGCCCACGCCGUCGUCAUCGGCAGCUCAUGAUGAUAUCUCUACAGUAGCCGACCCUGAAGACGUUGAGUCAUUUGAAGGUAACUCCUCGCUUGCAGCUCAUGCCGCAUUUGCCUCUGAGCUCGUGUCACGCGCGGUACAAACCAGCAUGCUCGGCUCGGCUCCCUUUUCUACUCCCGAUCCCAGGAUAGAAGCAGCUCUUUCAUCUCUUCGGCAAAUGGUGAAUCUUCAAACAAAUCGUGGGGGCUCCACUGGCGUCGAAACAGGCUCUCAACACAGCAGAAACGUACAUCGGGGCCGCUUGCGCGACCUCCCCAUGCCGCCCAUGGAAUUUGUGAUAGAAAAGCUAAGGGCACUGAAAAGCGCCCCCGGUCCCAUGAUGCUGUUGGUGGUGUUAUGCUUUACCGACAUCGACCAGUUUACAGACAGAUGCAGACGUCUGUAUUUCAGUACCGACGACGGGGACGUGUCAGAGUCAUUAUUCAUCAUUGUCAACGCCGGGCUCAUGUACCUUUUCUUUGAAGCCUCAAUCAUGGCGCCAGCAAACACCUCUGAAAAGGCCGACCUUCAGCAGUUUUGUACAAUGUGCCAGAACAAUGUCGAGAUGGCACUUGCUCACAUCCCACUGCUGAUGCCGGCAACCAUGGAGAACAUUGAGGCGCUGCUGAUGGCGGCCAGCUUGUCGAUUGACUUGUCCCGGCCGAGCAUGGCAUGGAUGCUGACCAGUCGGGCGGCGCACAUGUGCCGUUCCUUGGGUCUGCACCAGGAUAACAGCAUACGCAACGACAAGCCAGAGCUGCGGUCGGCCAAGAUGUUGAUGUUUUGGAGCACAUACAUGUUGGACAAGGGCUUGAGUCUGAGGCUGGGAAGGGCGAGCGUGCUACAGGAUUACGACAUCAGCAUUCCGAGUGUUCUCGAGGCUACCUUUGGCGAGGUGCCCAGCCAGGCCAUUUUGAGCCUGUGGAUCAAGCACGCCGAGGUGCAGGGCAAGAUCUACCAGCGACUAUACUCGCCGGGGGCCCUCCGACAGAGCGAGCAGGGCCGCAGUCAGCAGGUACAGCUUGUGGUAAGGGACACGCAAUUCCUGCUGCAAGAGACGCUGAAGCUGCUGGAAGAUGUGCGCAUCAAUAGCCAGAGCAAAGACUCCAAGAUGUUUGUAAUCAUCCUCAAGAGCGACGUGGUGAGCUACUAUUCCAGUCUGGCGCUCGCGCAACGCGCUCUGCCCCCAAGCGGCACGGGAAGAAGUCGCACGUUUGCGGAUGAGUGCUUGGAGUCGGCGAGACUGGCCAUGACUACGCAUGAAGAAGCAAUAGCGAUGAUGGAUGACAUCAGUUUGCAGAUUGUCUACAUGCACUGGACAAUUUUGUACGCCCCGUUCAUCCCAUUCAUUGUCAUAUUCUGUCAUGUCAUUGAGACGUCUUCGGGGGCAGAUUUACCGCUACUCGACAAGUUUGUCCAAUCAUUGCAAGCAUCACGGGAGGUUUCGGCAGCUAUAGACAAGCUGCAUCAGCUGUCCAAGGUGUUGUAUAAUGUCGCUCUGCUCUAUGUAGAAGCAAAGACCCAACAAAGCCUGGACCAGGACAUGGUACCUGUGGGCAACGAGUUCGACAUGUACCUCAGCCAGCUGGGCUUCAUGCCCAUGGACGAGACGGCGGCGGGCGCUGGCGGGCUUGGUCGAGAUCUAACGAGGGAUAUGCUGCAGACUGCACAACUGGGCGACUGGUUUUCUGGUGGAAACCAUAUCAUGGGCUUGGUUGAAGAGGAUCUUUCGACUUUUAAUACGUCGGCAUGGUAA
Molecule: messenger RNA, 1929 nt
Organism: Pestalotiopsis fici W106-1
Lineage: Eukaryota; Fungi; Ascomycota; Sordariomycetes; Amphisphaeriales; Sporocadaceae
Exons: 2
Coding region: 1-1929 (642 amino acids)
Biological process (GO): DNA-templated transcription
Molecular function (GO): DNA binding; zinc ion binding
Source: RefSeq, a predicted model, not a curated record